UAAAAAAGUAUAAAAAACAAUUUUGAAGUGAAGUUAGGAUAGAGUCGGAUGAUUCCGGUUGAGUACGACUUAAAUUGUUAGGUUGCAACUGGCAACACAGGUUCUUUCUUUUAUUUCUGCAAGCAAAACAGUGUCCGGAAUGAGUGACGCUGCGCCGUCGACUGCGCCCAAGGCGAAGGCGCCCAAAAGCAAAGCCCCCAAGGAGAAGGCAGCGAAGGCGGCUCCCGCAGCACCCGCUGAGCCCCCAAAGGCCGUUCGUAAGGUGUCAUCUAAGGCCCGCCACGGAAGGCUGUAUGCUAAAGCAGUGUUCUCAGGGUACAGACGUGGUCUUCGCAACCAGCAUGAAAACACAGCUCUCCUAAAAGUUGAAGGUGCACGUAACAGAGAAGAUGCAAUGUUCUACACUGGCAAGAAGUGUGUGUAUGUAUACAGAGCAAAGAAGAGGACUCCCAUCCCCGGAGGGCCACGGGGCAAGAAGACUAAGCUGCGUGCAAUCUGGGGCAAAGUGACCCGGCCUCACGGCAGCUCUGGCAGCCUUCGUGCCAGGUUCAAGUCUAACUUACCUGCACAAGCUAUGGGACACAGAAUACGCGUGAUGUUGUAUCCAUCAAGGAUCUAAACCUUUGUAAUAUAAGUCUAAAAUAAAACAAAACCCAAA
Pararge aegeria (speckled wood butterfly) is the source of this 658-nucleotide messenger RNA. It is a transcript of the gene RpL35A, whose product is annotated as 60S ribosomal protein L35a. NCBI's taxonomy places the organism in Eukaryota, Metazoa, Arthropoda, Insecta, Lepidoptera, Nymphalidae. Gene Ontology annotation, cellular component: ribosome; cytosolic large ribosomal subunit. The transcript is spliced from 4 exons. Gene Ontology annotation, biological process: cytoplasmic translation; ribosomal large subunit biogenesis. Gene Ontology annotation, molecular function: structural constituent of ribosome. Bases 140 to 619 code for a protein of 159 amino acids. The record is from RefSeq and is a predicted model, not a curated record.